GCCUGAUACCACAGUUAAUAAUCAACUCUAACAGGUGCGGACCAGCCAUAAUCAGAAUUGUUCGCAAGAUGAACGCAAUGUUGAAAGGUUUCAUCGUGAUUAUAAUGCUGAUAGGAGUGGAAUCGCGUCGACGUAAACCGCGUGAAGAUGACGACGACGAGGCAUCUGAACCCAAACCGUGUUUUCAUCGCUUCGCCGAAAGGACCUGGGAGGGGUGCGCUGAAAAUCCGGACAGGCUGCAAAACGAUUGCUGGUUUGACGAAGAUGAGAAUCCCGACAACUGCCAAGAAAAUCUCGAACUUUCGAAGGAUCUGUACGAUUUAUAUGUAUGUGCUGGUCUACAACAAAAAUGGUUCACCAGUUCCGGAACUGAAGCACAGAAUAUUAAAAAAAUAGCCGAAGAAUUCAAGGGUUACGCGGCGAAGGCCGGGAAGAGUCUCCAGGAAGAAGUCUACAAUGCGGUUGAAAAAUGCGCAACUCAUGGAAUGAUGUACGGAGACGACGUGGAAAUGAAGAUCUUUCAGUUUCUAGAUUGUUGGCUAAGCGAUGAGAAUCGCAUAUUACAGACAAAGGCCUUUUGUAGACGCCGCCGCCGCCGCCAGCACUAAGUGCAUUUUAUGUUGUUCUUUGUAUUUCACUUAGAGGAGAGAACACAUUUAUAGAGAGUUGCACUUCUGAAUAAAAUGUAAUUAAUUAAA
Molecule: messenger RNA, 698 nt
Organism: Diachasmimorpha longicaudata
Lineage: Eukaryota; Metazoa; Arthropoda; Insecta; Hymenoptera; Braconidae
Exons: 4
Coding region: 69-608 (179 amino acids)
Source: RefSeq, a predicted model, not a curated record